GCAGAGAAGAACGUGUAGAGUAUAAAGCUGAGUUAGAGGAGGAUAACUAUUAUCUUCGAGAUGCAUUACAGACAGAGCGUUCUGAUAAUGCUUUAGAAGAAGAGAUAGCAGAGCUAAGAUCUGAAAUCUCCAGUCUAAAAAGUCAGCUAUAUCAAGCUAAGAAGGAUGUGUGA
Funneliformis geosporum is the source of this 173-nucleotide messenger RNA. The record is from the annotation of a GenBank genome assembly. NCBI's taxonomy places the organism in Eukaryota, Fungi, Glomeromycota, Glomeromycetes, Glomerales, Glomeraceae.